Tetrahymena thermophila SB210 is the source of this 438-nucleotide messenger RNA. RefSeq lists its product as hypothetical. The transcript has a single exon. NCBI's taxonomy places the organism in Eukaryota, Ciliophora, Oligohymenophorea, Hymenostomatida, Tetrahymenidae. The record is from RefSeq and is a predicted model, not a curated record.
AUGGAAGAACAUUUAUCGAAUUUAAUAGUAUUGAUUCCUUCAUUAAAUAUUCAAAAAAACAAUCUAAUACAAAAAAAUUUGAAAAAUUAGAAACAUUACUGUUGUUGUGUAAGGAAGAAAAUGUUACUUAAGAUUUUAUCUUUUAAUUUUUUUAUGGUUUUUGUAAAAGCUAAAUAAUAUCAAAAUCAAUUUGCCGUGAGUAUAUCUAAAAAUCAUAAUCUUAAUAACAAAAAAUUAGCUUUUAUAGAAAGGUUAAUGUAAAUGAUAUUGAAUAAAUCAUACAAAAGAAUGGAAGAGUUCUUCCCUAGAUUAAAGAAGUAUUUUUACAUAAUGAUAAUAAAUAUGAAUACAAUUUGUUUAGAGUAUUUUCAGAAGAUAAUAUCUCUGUUAAAUUAAAUUAUAGUACUGAUUAACUUCCAGAUAAAUUACUAGAAUUGA